AUGUCUGUUGUUUCUGGACCAAUUCCUCGUUCUAAGCUUUUCACAUGCUUGGCUUGUCAAGUCACUUUUAACACUGCUCAAGAUCAAAGAAAUCAUUAUGGAACUGAUUGGCAUCGAUAUAAUUUGAAAAGAAAAGUUGUAGAAUUGCCACCUGUAACCUAUAAUGUAUUUGAACAAAAGGUCUUAGCUCAACAAGCGCAAAGUAAAGACGCGGACGAAAAGGCUAGUUUCUCUGCUGAAUGUGCCGCUUGCAAAAAAACCUACUAUUCUGAAAACGCUUAUGCUAAUCAUUUGCGUUCCAAUAAACAUAAAGUCGCUGAGAUAAAGGCUGUGCAAGAUGGUGGUGCGCUGGCAAAAAAAACUACGUUGAAUUCUCGUAAAGACGAAGAAAACAUGCAAGAAGAUGAGAUUAAAUUGACUGAUGUCGAUUGUCUUUUCUGUACACAAAAAUCCGAAUCUUUUGAAGCCAAUUUGUCACAUAUGACUAGAGCUCAUAGUUUCUUCAUUCCAGAAAUAGAAUAUUUAGUCGACAUUUACGGACUAAUAAAAUAUUUAGGAGAGAAAAUUGCUGUUAAUAAUUUGUGUUUAUAUUGCAAUGGGCGAGGGAAAGGUCUAAAAAGUCUUGAAGCUGUCCGACAACAUAUGAUAGAUAAAGGGCACUGCAAGAUUGCUUAUGAUAGGGAUGAAGAUAUAAUGGAAGUUGUAGAUUUCUAUGAUUUUACUUCCAGCUAUCCAGUAGAAGAAGGUUCUGAAGAGUGGGAAAAUAUUGAUGAUGAAUGGGAAGAUGUUGAAGAAGACAUUGUUGUUGAGAGUGAUGCCAAAUUUUCAAAAGGUGGCUUAUUGAAUGAAGAUGACAUUGAAUUAAUAUUACCAUCUGGUGCACGUAUCGGACAUCGUUCAUUACGAAGAUAUUAUAAACAAAAUCUGCGUCCUGAAGAGAAUAGAGACUCUAUUAUUAUAAACCGUCUUAUUACUCAAUAUGGCAGUAAUUUUGAUUAUCAUCGACGCUCUGGAGGCGUUCUUGUUGCGAAAGGUGGUCAUACAAAGCAUGUACAAUACUACAUUGCAACUUUCCAAGAUAAACGUCUUCAUAAUGAUUUUGAUACACGUGUUGGUAUUAAGUCCAACAAAUUACAACGCCAUUUUAGGGCCCAAAUAUUGUAA
Molecule: messenger RNA, 1164 nt
Organism: Dentiscutata erythropus
Lineage: Eukaryota; Fungi; Glomeromycota; Glomeromycetes; Diversisporales; Gigasporaceae
Source: the annotation of a GenBank genome assembly